This is a messenger RNA of Closterium sp. Naga37s-1, 3914 nucleotides long. The record is from the annotation of a GenBank genome assembly. NCBI's taxonomy places the organism in Eukaryota, Viridiplantae, Streptophyta, Zygnematophyceae, Desmidiales, Closteriaceae.
CAAACCGCAUUGCCAUUGACUUUUGUCGCAUGUCUCUCACUCUCCCUCAUUCCCGCGCCCUCGCGCGUCGCACUCACUGCUCCAUUCUCACGUUUCCGCCUCCUGCGUUCCCCGCCCGAGUCGUAAUCACUCCUAAGCACCCGCGUUUGCCGAGACUGAGCGACAGAACAGACUUACCAGCCCCGGACGCUUGUUCUUGCCGAGCCGGGGCUAUAUCGCGAGGAUGGAGUACGGAGGAGGUUCGGGAGGCCCGUCGGGUGGGGCGAAAGUCCGAACCGAAGAAGAAAGGAGACGUUCGGAAGUCUGGUUCAGUCGGUUCGGCAGAGCGAGACGUUCGGGAGGAGGUGCUGAAAGGGCUGAUCAGCAUCGAGGGGUGGCGCGUUGAGCUUGCCGCACCCAAUGCCGCCGAGCUUAACGCUGGGACGAUCGGCGAUCCCGAGGGGCCUUGGGAGGGCGAGGAGAAGGGGUGGUAUGAGGGGAGGAGGUGGGUGGUGGGGCGAGUGGAGGAGGUGAUUGAAGUGGCCGCUGUUGGGGGGGCUGCAGACGCCAUGGGCAAUGAUAGUAGUGCCGGUGGUGGUGGCUUUGGUGCUUGGGUUGGGCUGGCUGUUGGAGAGGAGGUGGUGGGGGAGGAAGGGGAGGAGGGUGAGGAGGUGGAUGGGGAAAGUGGGGGGUCGGAGGAGCGAUGGGAAGAGACGAGGCAAUGGGGGUUGGGAGGGGAGAUGGAGGAGUGGAUGAGGAGAGGGAGGAGGAAGGCGGUAGGUGAGGGCAUUCGCGCGUAUGUGAUGCGCGUGGUGGGGGACGCUCCUCCUGCUGCGCGCAUGGGGAACAGCAGCGGGCGCAGACGAGGAAGCGGACAAGGCAAAUCCACGCUGACGUGGCAGGACAGCAUGGAAGAGGCUGACUGGACCACCCUUUCCUCCUCCUCUGCCCCACUUUCCUCCCCCGGCUCCCCUGCGUCCCCCACCUCCCCCACGUCCCUCGCCCCGCUGCCGCCAGUGGAGCAUCUGAUCCCGCUAGAGGCCGCCAUUCUCGUGGCCGCGCACCCCCACCGAGCAGCCCUUACCAUCGCUCCCCCCCCGGGCCUGCUCGACCUGGGCUGGCAGGCCGUGCGCCUGCACGCCCUCCGCCCCAAGCUGCUCGCCUUCUGUGCUCAGCUGGCGGAACAGCAGCAGCAGCAGCGGCGGCGGCGGCAUUCUGCCUCUCGUCUCACAGCCCCCUUCACACCCCCCAACUUCAAAACACCCUGCACCACCCCCGCCCCACCCGUCAUGCCCACUAUCCGCCAGCUCAGAGCAGCCGGCCGGCAUGACCUCAUCGCUGACAUCAGCGCUGCCGGCGGCCAGCUUGCAGUGGCGCAGGCGCUGGGGUUUGCCGCCCGGCGCCGCCCGACGGGUUUCUGGGAGGACUUGGGGAACGUGGACGAGGAGAUCGAGGCGUUUGUGUCGCGGUGCUGGGUGGUGGAGUGCGGUGACACGGAGAGUAGGCAGGAGGAAGCAGAGGGAGGAAAGGGGGAGGGGACCACGGAAAGUUUGUAUCUGGGUCGGGUGCGGCUCCGCAACUUCUUGUCGGGGGAGGUGUUGAGUGCGGUGCUGAGGGAUGAAGAGGCGGUGCGUGCUGCCAUGGCCGCCGCUGCUGCUGCUGCCCGAGCUGUCGCUCUUGCUCUCGCUGCGUCUCGCGCUCGUCGCAGUGCUGCUGCUGAAGGUGAUGAAAGUGGAGGUGGUACUGAUGCUGCUGAUGAUCAUAGCAGUGGUGGCGAUGGUAGUGCUGCUACUGGUGAUACUGCUGCUGGUGAAACAGCAGAGCCUUCCUUUUCUGAGCUGUUGCAGCGAGCCACUUGUUGGCCCUCAGAUGCUGCUGCUACUGCCUUCACCAGCAGCGGCAGCAGCAGCAGCAGCAGCAUCAGCGAAAGCACUGGAAGCAUUGGGUGGGAAGCAGAGGGCAGUUUCAGCAAUGGCAGCGGCGGCAGCAGCAGGAGUGUGUUUGAUGACGGGCAAGGGUUGGUGGUGGCGAGUGCGGAAGGCAGUGCGGUGAUGCCGCGUGUGAGGGAUGUGGUGGGUGCAGGGCGGUACGAUCUGCACCAUGCCAUCGUGCUGCAUGGUGGUUACCGCCUCGUGGCCAGGGAGCUGGGCCGUGAGAGUGGGUGCUGGGGCGGGCUGGAGAGUGUGGUGGUGCGUUGGGAGGGUGGGGGAAAUGGUAGUGAUGAAAGCGGCAACGCUGAGAGCAGCAACGGUGGGAGAAGCAGUGGUGGUGACGGCAGGCUGAGGAGGCGGGUGGGGCGGGGGGCGCGGCAGCAGAUGCUGGAGGUGACAGCAGGCAGGGUGAGAGCACUCAUGCUCACGCACGGCCUUUCCACCUUCCCCACCUCCUCCCAAAUUCUCGCCCUUGCCGCUCCUCCAGCAACCCCAACCACUCAAUCGGAGGAGCGUGGGUCACGAAACUCUCCCCGUGUCACGCCCCACGCCUCUGCCUGGGAGGGAGAGCAGCUGGUGGCAUCAGAGUGGCGGUGUGGAGGCAUGGAGGAGUGUGCUUCUGCAAGUGCGUCUGCCGUGUCCCAAGGCCCAGCAGGUGCCUGGGAGGGCGAGCAGCUGGUGGCGGCGGUGCGGCGCAGUGGGGGCCCGGGGGCAGUGGCAGACUACCUGGGCGUGCGGCUCAGCAAGCGGGGCCGCGGGCACUGGGCAGAUGAGCACGUGGCUGCUGCUGCUGUGCGCUCCUUCCUCCUCCGCCACUGGGGCCUGCUCCCCCCGUCCCCCCAACCACCCUCCCCUCAGCUACUCACUCCCCACCCAUCUCACCAGCCUUCCUCCCAGCCUCUCACCCCUCCUCAACCCGCCCACUCCCCGCUGCCUCCCCUUGCUCCUCCUGAUCCUCUCCUAGAAUGGGACGAGGAGGAGAGGGCGGUGUGGGAGGAGGCGGUGAGGGGGGGCGUGGUGGAGAGGCAGGGGCGGGGCUUCCCCACAGACGUGCAGCUGGUGGCGGCUGGGCGGCUGGACGUGAGAUACAUUCUGCGCAAGUUCGGCCGAGAAGCCAUUGCUCAGGCCCUAGGUGCUCCCUUGCCGGAAUCCUCCCCCUUGGAAAAACCCGCCGAAGCGCCGACAACGCUCCCCCAGCCAGCAUCACCCGCUUCUCUCCCCACUCCUGCUUCGCUUCCCACGCCUGACGGAGUGAAGAGUGCAGGUCCUUCCCCCGUGGCGGUAAAGGCAACGGCAGAGGAGCUGGCAGCACCGUCGCUCCCCCAGGCAGCACCACCCGCCUCUCUCUCCGCGCCCUCAUCUCUUCCCCCACCAUCUGCACCCUCCUCACUCCCCGCACCACCAGCUGUUGCAUCAGCCCCACUGCCAGCAGCAGCCCCAUCAUUGCCCCAGGGAUCCGCACCCGCUUUGCUGCCUGCGCCACAACCGAGUGAUGGUGACAAGAGUGCAGGUCCUUCCCCCGUGGCGGUAAAGGCAACAGCGGAGGAGCUGGCAGCACCGUCGCUCCCCCAGGCAGCACCACCCGCUUCUUUCCCCGGGCCUGCGCCUCUUCCCCUGCCAACUGGACCCUCCCCUCUCCCUGCUCCUCCAGCUGUUGCAUCAGCCUCACUGCCUAUGGCAGCCCCGUCACUCCCCCAGCCCUCCGCAGCUGCUUCUCUCCCUGCUCCCACAUUUCCUGCCCCACCUUCUGCACCCUCGCUACUCCCAGCGCCAGCAGCAGGUUUGUCGGCUCCCCCACCCAAGGCGCCCCCAUCGCUGCCCCCCAUACCUGCACCUGCUUCUCUGCCUGUACCACUUGCAAAAGAGGAGACUGCAGAUGGGAGUGAAACAGCAGAGAGGGAGAAGAUAGGAAAUGGGGCUAACUGGGAGGAGCGCACUAAGGAGGAGGGGGAAGAGAAAGGGGAUGCGAAGGUGUUGAGGAGAGGGUUGACGAAGGGAGACUAA